AUGGCCGACAGCACAAGAUCUAGCGCCACGCAGAGCAAUUGGCCCAGCAAUUUAGGACAGUCUGAUGCUGGAAGCGGAGGUGGUCUUGCGCGUUCGCUUAUGGUGGCACGCCGAUCAAUGCGAUCAGGUUCCGGGACGUCCACAGGCUCGUCUAGACCCGUCUUCCGGCGCAACCACAUCACAACUAUUGACCGGAAGGCACUCUGUGAGUUGCACGAGAAAGACCCGACUCUCACGCAUAAGGAGCUUGGGGAGCUAUAUGGCAUCAAGCGAAGCACGGUGACCAAGCUGCUGAAGCACAAGAAGAGAUGGCUUGAGUCUACGCAGUUUCCGACAUACAAGGCCAAGCGCAAGAGUUCAAUCAAGUUCGAUUACGUCGAGAACAAACUCAACAGAUGGCUCGUCAAGGAAGCAGCGGACAUAGAGCUCACCGACGCCUUCCUGCGCGAGCACGCGCGGCGACUUGCGGAGGACUCGGGCCGGAUGGGCAAGGACAUGCGUUUCAGCAAUGACUGGCUACAGGGCUUCAAGGACCGGUACGGCAUCCGUCGCAAGCACAUGUACAUCAAUACAAAGAAGCCGCGCAAGAUCAAGGCGCAGGCGUUCAACCUGCUCUACGCGCUCGGCCUGCCGUCGAACUACAAGCCGCGGUAUGUGACGAUAAGGAAUGAGAAGGACGUGCUGGCGGAGCUGCCAGACACUUUGCCGCCGAUGGAUCCGGAACCAGGGGAGGAUCCGUCGGCCCGCUCCUCGGAGGCUGCUUCAUCUACUUCGACUUCUGCUGCAGAAUCGACACAGCCGAGCGGAUCUACCCCACCCAGCGCGACGGCAGGUACGUCCACCGCGUCCUUGACAUCCGCUGUUAUCACUGCAUCCGAGAAUACCGGCCGUGAAUCAGGCGCGAAUACGACCACUCAGUCUUCUUCCAGCGAUCACAAUCCAGCGACCGCGUGCACGAUCGCCGAGGCGGACAAGAUUAUGAACAGACUUAUGCGCUUUUUUGACGCGAACGGAGGCAUGAUUACGGAGGCGCAGCGGGAGUCGUUCGGAUCCAUGGCCGCUGCCUUGCAGGCGAAAGAGUCCGAGAUGGUGACUUCGUCCAGUCGAGCACCCGCCGCACUUUGA
Laetiporus sulphureus 93-53 is the source of this 1125-nucleotide messenger RNA. RefSeq lists its product as uncharacterized. Bases 1 to 1125 code for a protein of 374 amino acids. The record is from RefSeq and is a predicted model, not a curated record. The transcript is spliced from 4 exons. Lineage: Eukaryota; Fungi; Basidiomycota; Agaricomycetes; Polyporales; Laetiporaceae.